AUGGCACUCAGGGUGAAGACGGAUGUGUGGCUGGCUGGAGGCUGGCAAUGGCUGCACAGGACGAGGGCACUGGGUACCACCGCAGCACCGGCCCCCAAGAUGGUGCUGCCCUUCGAAGCCAUACCUCAGUACAGCACCAACAAGUGGCUGAAGAUGCUGCAGAUCUGGAAGGAUCAGGGCUAUGAGAACCUGCACCUGGAGAUGCACCAGGCCUUCCAGGACCUGGGGCCCAUUUUCAGGUAUAACACGGGAAGAACACAGACAGUGUCUGUGAUGCUGCCAGAGGAUGCUGAGAGGCUGUACCAGGUGGAUAGUGUACAUCCCUGCCGAUUGCCAGUGGAGCCCUGGGUGGUCCACCGGGAGCACCGCAGACUGAAGCUAGGCCUGUUCCUGCUAAACGGGCCUGAAUGGCAUUUCAACCGACUGAGGCUGAACCCAAAGGUGCUGUCACCAAAGGCUGUUGAAAAGUUUGUCCCCAUGGUGGACACAGUGGCAAGGGACUUCUCAGAGGCCCUAAAGAAGAAGGUGCUGCAGAACGCCCGUGGGAGCCUCACCUUGGACAUUCAGCCCAGCAUCUUCAACUAUACCAUAGAAGCCAGCAACUUUGCUCUUUUUGGAGAGCGGCUGGGCCUCCUUGGCCAUGACAUAAGUCCUGGUAGCCUGAAGUUCAUCCAUGCCUUGAAGUCCAUGUUCAAGUCCACCUCACAGCUCAUGUUCCUGCCCAGGAGUCUGACCAGCUGGACAAGCACCCAAGUGUGGAAGGAGCACUUUGAGGCCUGGGAUGACAUUACUGAGUAUGUCUCAAAACACAUGGAAAGCGUGUAUCGAGAUAUGGCACAGGGCCACACACGGCAGAACUGCAGUAUCCUGUCUGAGCUGCUGUCAGAGGGUGCCCUGCCACUGGAAUCCAUCAAGGCCAACUCUUUGGAACUCACUGUUGGGAGUAUAGACACGACAGCUAUGCCCUUGCUAAUGACCCUCUUUGAGCUGGCUCGGAACCCGGACGUGCAGCGGGCCCUGCGGCAGGAGAGCCUGGCAGCUGAGGCCAGCAUCUCUGCGAAUCCUCGGAGGGUCAUCUCGGACUUGCCCCUGCUGCGGGGUGCCCUCAAAGAGACUUUGAGGCUCUAUCCCGUGGGAAGCACUGUAGAGAGAGUUCUAAGCUCAGACUUGGUGCUCCAGAACUACCACAUCCCUGCCGGGACAUUGGUCCUGUUUAAUCUGUACUCGAUGGGCCGAAACCCUGCAGUGUUCCCGAGGCCCGAGCGCUACAGCCCCCAGCGCUGGCUGGACAGGAGGAGAUCUUUCCAGCACCUGGCCUUUGGCUUUGGGGUGCGGCAGUGCCUGGGGCGGCGCCUGGCAGAGGUGGAGAUGCUGCUUCUGCUGCACCACGUGCUGAGAUCCUUCCAGGUGGAGACACUGAGGCAAGAGGACGUGCGGAUGGUCUACCGCUUUGUUUUGUUGCCCAGCUCUUAUCCCCUCCUCACUUUCCGGCCUAGGGGCACCUUCAGGGCUGGGGUGCCCUUUGGGGAGGGUCGGGGCCCAUGUCUGAUCCUUGCUCCACUGCUGCUGCAGACAGCUAUGCCCUCGCUAACGACCCUCUUUGAGCUGGCUCGGAACCCGGAUGUGCAGCGGGCCCUGUGGCAGGAGAGCCUGGCAGCUGAGGCCAGCAUCUCUACGAAUCCUCGGAGGGUCAUCUCGGACUUGCCCCUGCUGCGGGGUGCCCUCAAAGAGACUUUGAGGCUCUAUCCCGUGGGAAGCACUGUAGAGAGAGUUCUAAGCUCAGACUUGGUGCUCCAGAACUACCACAUCCCUGCCGGGACAUUGGUCCUGUUUAAUCUGUACUCGAUGGGCCGAAACCCUGCAGUGUUCCCAAGGCCCGAGCGCUACAGCCCCCAGCGCUGGCUGGACAGGAGGAGAUCUUUCCAGCACCUGGCCUUUGGCUUUGGGGUGCGGCAGUGCCUGGGGCGGCGCCUGGCAGAGGUGGAGAUGCUGCUUCUGCUGCACCACAGCAUGCUGGUGUUUGCAGAGCACCACGGGAGGGUCCUCCCUGCAGCAUGGUGGCAGCAUGCAGCCCCUGCUCAGGAGCUGGGCCAGCGCCCUGCCCUGCUGAGGAUGCCAGAUGGAGCCCUGCUUCUGUUCCAGGUGCUGAGAUCCUUCCAGGUGGAGACACUGAGGCAAGAGGACGUGCGGAUGGUCUACCGCUUCGUUUUGGUGCCCAGCUCUUGUCCCCUCCUCUUGUCCACUCUCCGGCCUGUUGGCUAG
Molecule: messenger RNA, 2262 nt
Organism: Nannospalax galili (Upper Galilee mountains blind mole rat)
Lineage: Eukaryota; Metazoa; Chordata; Mammalia; Rodentia; Spalacidae
Product: cytochrome P450 11B2, mitochondrial-like
Exons: 13
Coding region: 1-2262 (753 amino acids)
Biological process (GO): glucocorticoid biosynthetic process; cholesterol metabolic process; cellular response to peptide hormone stimulus
Cellular component (GO): mitochondrial inner membrane; mitochondrion
Molecular function (GO): corticosterone 18-monooxygenase activity; heme binding; steroid 11-beta-monooxygenase activity
Source: RefSeq, a predicted model, not a curated record